AUGAAGACAGCACUCCCUAUUUGGGGCUUCCUCAGCCUGGCUGCUGCGGCAUUUCCAGAGUGGAACUCGUACCCGGGACACUCUCCCGCGGUCGAGCACCGCACACUGGACGAGAUCUACGCUGCGGCCAAGAAGGAAGAGGGUAGUCUCAUUGUUCUUUGGGGAGGCGAUGCCGUGAGCCAAGGCAAAUCCACCAUUGAUGCCUGGAAAGCCCGAUUUCCUGACAUUGAGCUGAACCUCACCGUCGAUGUAUCCAAGUACCAUGAUAGUCGUGUCAACCGCCAGUUCCAGCGUACCGGGACUGAUGGUGCCGAUAUUGCGGUCUUGCAAACUGUUCAUGACUAUGUCCGUUGGAAGAGAGAGGGCCGGCUGUACCCCUAUAAGCCGGCGCAUUGGGAAGAUGUCUGGGCCGCUAUCAGGGACCCUGACGGAGCAUUUGUGGGAACUUUCAUCUACGGCUUCGGAAGCCUUAUCUACAACCCUUCAUUGCUCAAAGAGGCCAAUGUUCCGUCAACGUACGAUGAAUUCCUUCGUCCAGAAUGGAAGGGUAAGCUCGUGCUAACCUACCCUAACGACGAUGAUGCCGUCCUGUAUCUAUUCUCUAUUAUCAUCAACCAGUACGGCUGGGAGUGGUUUGAGGCCCUUCUCAAACAAGAUGUGAAAUGGGUCCGUGGUACCGGCGAGCCGGCAGCUGAGAUCAGCCAGAGAAACUCAACUCAGUUACUGUCGUUCACCACCUCGCCCCAAGGGAACCUGGUCAGUAAGGACCCCAAGGACACAUUUGUGUACUGGCCACAGACCGGUGCUAUCUUUGCUUCGACCUCUCAUCCGGAAAGCGCGAAGCUGUUUAUGAGCUGGUUGUUGAGUGACGAUUAUCAAAAGAACUUCAACGGGAGCUAUCUAGCGCGUAAGGACUUGUCAUCUACUGCGGGAAGUAUUUGGGAUGAUCCUUCUACGCCCCUGACUCAGUUCUCUACGUUCAUGGAGAAUCGGGAGGUUGUUGAGUGGUGGAAGCUUCAGUUUGAGACUUCGAUUGGGACUGCUCAGGGUGUUAUCUCGUUACUGCAUGAUAAUUGA
Molecule: messenger RNA, 1077 nt
Organism: Aspergillus melleus
Lineage: Eukaryota; Fungi; Ascomycota; Eurotiomycetes; Eurotiales; Aspergillaceae
Product: ABC transporter substrate-binding protein
Exons: 3
Coding region: 1-1077 (358 amino acids)
Source: RefSeq, a predicted model, not a curated record